AGCAUUUCAGCCAGCUCUGCCUCUCGGAAGCCAUGGCGCGCCGCAAGCUGUUGCUGAUUGCCGGCAUGUGCCUAGCGCUGAGGAUAUCGCUGGGCGUCAGCUUCGUGGGUCCAACUGCAGCUCCAGGAGCCCUCAGCCGGGUGGCACUCCACGCGCGGGGCGGUGAAGGCGAGCUGGUGGAGCACUUGCUGAAGCCCGACGUCCUGCUGCUGGAUGUGCGGACUGUCGAGGAGUACGAAGAUGGGCAUGUUGAUGGAAGCGCCAACAUCCCGCAUACCCAGAUAGAGCAGCGCGCCAGCGAUCUGCCCAAAGACAAGGAGACACCCGUGGUGGUAUUCUGCGCCAAAGGCAUCCGCGCAGCAAUGGCCCAAAGCGUGCUUGAGAAGCUCGGGUACACCAACGUGGUGAACGGCAUGACGUGGCUGGCCGUCCAGGAGACGAUGCAACAACUGUGAGGUCAGAGCCGCGCACCGUGAGAAGGGCGCGAAGCCACGAGCGAGGUUUCCCAAUGUCCGCGAGGCAUGUGGAGGCGGAAAAAGAGGCGAAUCAUCAUCCAGAGUGCAAGGGUCCUCGUCGGCAUGUUCCAGAGCAGAUUUGAGGUUAGCUGGAUGUGUUGCAGUGCUUGUUUCUACGGAAGCAAUGCUGGCCUCCAGCAGGCGGAAAGAGAAACUGCCGCGCCCUGCCAGCCCCCUGAAUGAAGAGCAAGAAUGAUGGCAGCUCGCAUUGGCAUGAGAUUUGGAUCUUUAGCCCAUCCUUGAAGCUGGAGUUGUGUUUCUGGAGUGGUCGGAGCAGUUUUAUGGGACCAAACCAUGG
Effrenium voratum is the source of this 813-nucleotide messenger RNA. The record is from the annotation of a GenBank genome assembly. Lineage: Eukaryota; Dinophyceae; Suessiales; Symbiodiniaceae.